Schistocerca gregaria is the source of this 6995-nucleotide messenger RNA. Its product is annotated as protein Wnt-10b-like. Gene Ontology annotation, cellular component: extracellular region. Gene Ontology annotation, molecular function: cytokine activity; frizzled binding. Bases 1 to 1533 code for a protein of 510 amino acids. Lineage: Eukaryota; Metazoa; Arthropoda; Insecta; Orthoptera; Acrididae. Gene Ontology annotation, biological process: neuron differentiation; multicellular organism development; canonical Wnt signaling pathway. The record is from RefSeq and is a predicted model, not a curated record. The transcript is spliced from 6 exons.
AUGCACCACCCCCUGGCGGGGCCCCCACCACGCCUCCGCUGUUUCGCCCCUCCGACGCCGCGAGAGACGCACGCGCCGGUGCGACCCGACCCGCGGACGCGGCGACGCCGCCGCCGCCGCCGCCGCCGCUGCCGCCUCCGCCGCCCGCGAGAGUCAGUGGCGCGAGUCGCCUCCGCAGCAGCAGCAGCAGACACGGAGGCGGCUGCGGCGGCGGCGGCGGCGGCGGCGGCGGCGGCGGCCGCGCCGGGUGGCGGGCCCCGGCCUGCAGCCCGCGCUGGCGCUGGAGGGGCAGGGGCGCGUGACGUCAGCGCGGCCCGCGCGGCCUCCACUCCAGUCGGCAUGUUGCUCAGGGGCGUCCGGCGCGCCGCGCCGCUCUGCUGCGCGCUGCUGCUCGCCGUCUCGGGGUGCUGGUGGCAGCCAGCCGGGGGUGCGCAGUCGGCGGGGGCGCAGGUGUGCCGCACGUUCGCGGGUCUGACGCGCGAGCAGCAGGAGGUGUGCCAGCGGCGGCCGGCCGCCACCAGCGUCGCCAUCCAGGGGCUGCACCACGCCGUCCAGGAGUGCCAGUUCCAGUUCCGGCACCACCGCUGGAACUGCUCCUCGCUCGCCACCAAGAACCGCAACCCGCACGCCAGCGUCCUGCUCCAGCGCGGGUACCGCGAGUCGGCGUUCGCGUACGCCAUCUCGGCGGCCGGGGUGGCGCACGCGGUGGCGCGUGCCUGCAGCCUGGGACGCCUGCUCGAGUGCGCAUGCGCCGCGCCGGGCGGCCGGCGCCGAGGGGGGCGGCUGGGCGGCGCGGCCACCAGCCAGUGGCAGUGGGGCGGCUGCUCGCACAACAUCGACUUCGGCGUCCGCUUCUCGCGGCUCUUCCUCGACGUGAGGGAGCGCGCGGGCGACCUGCAGUCGCGGAUCAACCUGCACAACAACCAGGCCGGCCGCCUCGCGCUGUCGAGCAACACGGUGCUGCGCUGCAAGUGCCACGGCAUGUCGGGCAGCUGCGAGCUGAAGACGUGCUGGCGCGCCGUGCCCGACUUCCGGCGAGUCGGUGACGCGCUCAUGGCGCGCUUCCGCACCGCCGUCCUCGUCGACCAGUCCAACCUGGGCAGCGGUUCUCCUCUGACGAUCGCCGAAGACAACACGAGGCGGCCGUCGUCCGGUGAGCGGAGCGACGAGGCGAAGCCGGGGGCGGCUGGUGGUCGCGGCGGCGGGGGCGGCAGGUCGCGGGGGCGGCGGAAGCGUCGGCGGAGGCGGCGCAAGUUCCCGGCGCUGGGCGAGCUGUCGCGCGACCUGCUCUACUACCAGCGGUCGCCCACCUUCUGCGAGCGCGACCCUUCGGUCGACUUCCCGGGCACGGCGGGCCGGCGCUGCAACCGCACCUCGCCGGGCACCGACAGCUGCGCCUCGCUGUGCUGCGGGCGCGGCUACGACGUCUUCCGGCAGCGGCGCGUCGACCGCUGCCAGUGCCGCUUCCACUGGUGCUGCCGCGUGGCCUGCCAGAACUGCACCGUCGAGGAGUGGGUCACCGUCUGCAAGUGACGCCGCGCCGGCGCCGGCGCCCCAUCCGUCUCUGCUGACCGCAGUCCCUGCAGCGCGCGCUGCGAGGUCGUCGCGUGUGACGCUACGGCGCUUCUGACGGUACUCGCCCCACUGCCAACCGAGCGUGUCCGAGAGCCGCUCGACCAUCCACGAGAAGAACGCGUCUUGUCGCACUAACUAGAGGGGUACUUCACGCGCAAACGCCCUUUCUUAAAUACAUACAAUGUAUUCGAGAUCUUCACUCAUUAUCUAACGUGCUCACCGUCACGUUUCUCCGUAGGCAAAUCCCCACAUCUGCUUUCCAGAGGUUUCUAAUAAUUCCAAGACGCGCGAUGCAUUAACGUUCUAAUACCCUUUCGAAGCAGGUAACUUACUUCUCAGCGGCAUGGCUAGGAAUGUGUGUAUUAUUCCUUAAGUGUUACUAUUCAAUUUGAUGAGAAAAACGCAGAGUGAAGCAACAACGGUUAAUGGAUCACAGCUUUCCAAUGAAAACCAAAGCCAAAAUUCGGUCUCUCAGUGGCUAGCCUAACAUAAAAUUUCUCACAGCAUGUCAUUACCCAAGACACCACGUUUGUUGAAACAUCUCGACGUGUCUGCAUAGAUCUCGGCGUCGGAUAGGAACACUUUCAUUUGGACAGCGCAGCAUAGUAAUGUGUAAAAAAUUAUGUAUUCUGAUCUUUUAGCUUUCUUCGCGAAAAUAACGACUAUCAUGUCUCUGUGAUUAUCAGUCGGCUUAAUGUUCUCAUUUUCCUUCCCCGAUAUUUCGAAAACAUCCCUAUUUGAAUGCGUCAAGUGUCAGAUGCAGAAGUGGUUGAACGAAAACUGUAACAAGGAUGCCCUCUAGCGAUUUAUUUUAUAAAUAUCAGAAGAAGUGGCAGUAAAUGGCGUUCACAGAAUUCAAGUCAGGACUUCGUCGCUUUACCACCGUAAUACUUAACUUGUUACGUACUUUAUCCAAGCCGGCCGGAGUGGUCGUGCGGUUCUGGGCGCUACAGUCUGGAGCCGAGCGACCGCUACGGUCACAGGUUCGAAUCCUGCCUCGGGCAUGGAUGUGUGUGAUGUCUUUAGGUUAGUUAGGUUUAAUUAGUUCUAAGUUCUAGGCGACUGGUGACCUCAGAAGUAAAGUCGCAUAGUGCUCAGAGCCAUUUGAACCAUCUGAACUUUAUCCAAACGUAGCUUUGUAGACGUCACACAAGAUUUCUCUGAUGUCUUCUGAGAACCUACAUUUUUCUGCUACAGAUGAGCGACAGACGGAAAAUGACGUACCCAAUCUCUUACAAAAUAAUUUUUCCGUAGCAUAAAACGGCGUGCGACACCUUUAGUGUGAUACUAAUGGCAAAGUCCAUACACGAAUGUUCGAAUAUUGACUUCUUUUGUUAGUUACAUUUAGUUGCGAAAGUAAAAUCUUUCAUAAGCCUCGGAUCAGCCUCUCUCAGCCGAAUGUCAUUGCUUGCAUGUAAACCCAUGAUACGUCCGCCCGCUUGCGUAAAAAUAAUGGUAGUCAUCGGUAAUGCUCAACCAAAUCGCUAAUGAGCUGUAACAGCUUACCAUCGUAACCUACAGAUGUGAGGAGAACUUUCAUUUUAUUAACAUCAGUAUUAAUAAUUUUUAUUUUUAAUUCAUCAGUGUGUACUGGCUCCUUUCUUAUCACUCCACCCUCCCUCACAAACAGGUCAUUAGCAGCUACUUUUCACGAUUAUUUGCGUCCAACUCUCACUGCUUACUUCCAAAAAGGACUAACUUCAGAAUAAACACUUUAUAAUGUGCACUUGGAGCGAAAAUAAUGAUAUUGUAGUAAUUUUUGGACGGAGGUGAAUAUAAUACCAAAGAUGCAAGUUCCAUCACAGAAAGUGGUAAUACUAAAAAAUACAUCACUUACGAAAAUUAAGCACUACUUUAGCGAGAAACAAUAUACAUAGGUCAAACAGAAGAAACUGUCUGCCGCGAACAGUGCUUACACAUGACUCUAUUAUUCUAUAUUUACAACAAAAAAGUUUAUAAUCACAAGUAUUAAUGAUGAGCUUACUGAAGAGAAAUUAUCCCUGUCAUGUUGUUUCACUUCUCUGUGAAGUUGAUGAAUAGAUCCUCAAACUAUGAACCUAGUAGGGAGCGCUAAGAAUAGUACGACAGAUUUUGUCGUAAGACACGUGUGAAUUAGCUUUGUGUGUUAUCCUUCUCAACGCGGUCCUUCACUCCAAACCAUUUGCAGGUUGGAAACAGAAACAUCUAGGGCAUAUCAUUCUGUAAUGUAAUCAUGUACGUAAAUUUUACCCCGUUAUUUCAUUUUAACUCAACAACUGCCAAACAAAUAGACUUACACAAACUUAUCCACGUCUGAAUACCUAUUCCGUGCAGACACAAAGUGAACUAUAUAUCGGUAACAUAGAGUCGUUGGUUAUUUAUCUGUUUUUAUAACUCAAAUACAUUUUAGAGGGGCAUAUUUACCUGGCUUUCUGAACUGUCCGUAGACUCAUUACUACCAGGGCUGUGCUGUCACUUUCAGGACUUUGUCGUUUUACUACGUUAAUAUGGCAAUGUUGCAGACAUCGCAGAAGAUUUCUGUCAUGUCCUCUGAGGACCGACAUCAUCGUAAGGUUCAAAUGGAAAGAGACGUACUUUAUGUCGUACAACAUAAUUUUUCUAUAGUACCAGCUGCAAUGAGAAUACAGCGCUCAGCGAGUUCAAUAUUAACCAGAAGGACAUGGGUGAAGACAUUUUCAGUAUAAAUAAAAAUACUUAAGUUUAUACCUACAUAGAAGGCGGGUGAAGAAAGAGCAUGUUACUUUCGUUACGCUAGUGUAUUUUUUAUAUUAGGAAGAACUCCGCUAACAGCUGGUAAAAUUGUUGUUUAUUAUAACAUAACCGGUUUUGGAACUUUAAGCCGCUUCAUCAGGUGCAACAACGUUAAAAGAUCAUAGGCGUAACUAUCGCUCCCAAGUAUUCUUUACCUUUCGCUCGCCAAGGUGUUUACGACAUUCUCUAAACAGUAAAUUUUGUUAUGAUCUUUUAACGUUCUUGCACCUGAUGAUGCGGCUUUAAGCCGCGAAACCGGUUGUGUUUUAAUAAACAGCUACAACAAUUUUAGCUGCUGUUAGCGGAGCUCUUCCUAAUAUCACAGAAGGGAUGUAAUGCCUUAGUUACUACUUUGGACAGCUACGAUCUGUAAACUGUGAAAAAGUAUUUCUUCAAUGUUCCAUCAUAUUUGAUGUAUAUAACGCACAGCCUGUGGGUGAUUUUUUUGGGGGGGAGGGGGAGGGGAGGGAAAGGGAAGAAGGGAUCUCUGAGGUUUUACAAGUUUCUUUGGUGCUGAGUAAAGAUGUCUUUCGGUUGCGUUUAUUCAUUGCUCACACAUUUUCUGGCAUAUCAGUUUCGACUAAGACGAUUGGCGGACACGCAAAAUCAUAGUACACUAAUGUUUUUCGAUAAUUAUUUUAAGUUUCAGAAUAAUCGUUAGAAAUACCUGACACUAUUCUUUCUGCAGAAUCAUUUACUUAUCUAACCUCGCAAACGCCUGGUUUCAUGCUUCUCCACAAAAACUAAAUAAAAGUUGUGCUAUAUGUUGGUCGAUCAUCUACAGAUAUCGUCCCAGUGUAUCUAAUGACCUGAAAGUUCCUUCUGAGAAGAACUCAGAGUACGUGGCAAUAAAAACCAAUUUCCGUGGCCUCAUAGGAGAGGUUUGUACUCCAAUAAUUCUGACUGCAGCAUUAUCCGGAAAAAAAUCUAUACCCACGGGCACAAUAUGUUCCCAGCCCUUAGAUCGUUAGCCAAAACACUAUGAAGGAUGUCUCCAUAGAACGUACUAAGGUUUGCACUUAUUAUGCCGUCAAUCUGUUGCUUUAGGAUUCAAAGAUAAACAGAUCAUGAGCAGGUCAAGAUUAGACACAUUCACCGUGAUUUGAGGGAAUUACAUUACGUACUGAAAUAAAAUGACUCCAAAAGAGUUGUAGAUAUGUUUCUUUUGGCUACCUCGUUGUCAAGAAUGCCUCAUAAAAUCCAUUGUUAACGUAUGGCUCAAUAAAAUAUCUCGAGUGUACUGCUAUUUCUGAAUAUUAUGGAUUCCCUAAGGCUAUCUGAAAAUCGUUCUAUGAAAAUGUGCGCUGUUGUUAAUAAAAAUAUUUAACAUAGAAAAGCUCCACUUUAUGAGAUUUUGUAUGAUCCUUCAAUCAAAUGCUUUGCUCAGAAUGUUUGUGUAUUCCCUAAGCUUCCCAACGGUGAUAAAGGCAGACAGAAUAGUGGUCGUUUCUAUUGUACGAAUUGAGUUGACAGUAAACUGUAUGUCUACAGAAGCAGAUAUCCUUCGGGUUUUAGCAAGGUUUUAUUAUAAUUUUAGCGUUUACGGAGAUACUGUAAGGUAUCGACGCAAUAUAUAUUUCUGUAAACUGACAGCUAGCAGUCCCAUCCCACUCCUGGAAUCACGUUCUCUUCUUAUUAUCACCGCAAGAACCUUUUUGUUUCAGCAAACCUUGAAUUGGAUACAUAUGGUACUACUAACGUCUCCAUUUUCCGUUUUGUUGCAAGCGACGUUUCAUUUUGCACAGAUAAGUACAGUUUAUGUCAUAAUAUCGCUUGUGUUAGCAAUGGCUGCCUUAAAAAUCUAGCAAGACCACUCACUUCAUCGAAUUUGCUUUAGAUCUAACUAUCGUGACUUCCUCUAUCGGACAAAGUUGUCGUUGCGAAGACAUUCAGUGAGAGUUUUCAGACAGCAGGAGACCCUUCUCUGUUUUGACACGAACGCAGAAUUAGACUUCUGAAAUACAUAAUUCAAUUGAGUGAAGGCUGUUUCUACAACCUUUUGUCGGGUUUCUCGGCCACAAAAAGUAGCACCUUUCGGCUAAAGACUAAAGAAACCUUAUAGUUCUGCCGUGAAGCAAUAAGCACGAAGAUGACAUUUUGACGGAUUUCAGAUGUUGCCCAUUACAACAUUUUUAAAGUAUUUACUGUCGAAAAUCGUCUUUCCUUUAAGAUUUUAUUUCUGUAUUUACGAAAUAACAUGCUUUCCUACAACCAUACAAUGGAUGUAUUUCUUAUAAGAACAUUGAUCUCUUUACCUCCAUUCUAAUUCUUUUUCUCAAAUAUUAUUCGAUAUCUAAAUUGAAGGUAUACUUAAGUUUCAGUACAUGCAACUUUUGUCAUACAUUAGAAUGUACUUCAUUUCGAUAAUUAAGUGAAAAAUUUGAAAUUUUAGUAAGAUAUUGUCUAACGGAAGUAUAAAAGUGUUUUCAGUAUAAGUUAUUAUUCGUCAAAAUGUAUAAAAAUUAUUAGUUGUAAUUACAACUUUCUAGAAAUAUUAUUUAUGUUUAUUAUUUAAAUUAUUUUAGUCAGUAAUCAUCAGGUUAAUGUGUAAAGCUCUCACUGCAUUCGUAAUGCAGAAACAUCCAACUCUUCAGAAACAAUGUACGGUGUUUUUGUGUAGAGUUUGUGUAUACAGUAUUACUAGUGUUACAAUAAAUGGGUUCCUUCUG